Mandrillus leucophaeus (drill) is the source of this 2298-nucleotide messenger RNA. It is a transcript of the gene SLC5A11, whose product is annotated as solute carrier family 5 (sodium/inositol cotransporter), member 11. Gene Ontology annotation, biological process: transmembrane transport. Bases 341 to 2200 code for a protein of 619 amino acids. The record is from RefSeq and is a predicted model, not a curated record. Gene Ontology annotation, cellular component: plasma membrane. NCBI's taxonomy places the organism in Eukaryota, Metazoa, Chordata, Mammalia, Primates, Cercopithecidae. Gene Ontology annotation, molecular function: D-glucose:sodium symporter activity. The transcript has 16 exons.
ACUUUGCCUCUGUCCCCUCCAUCCCCUGCCAGCAUUUUUCCUCCCCCCCCUUCCUCCAGCUCGUCCCAAGCCUGCCUGUCCCCAGCAUGGAGGCGGGACAGUGGAAGAGUGGCUGAGGCUGGAGUUUGGAGUUUGACCUGCUUGGAGGCUCUCAGCAGCAGGCAUAUAGAAGGAAGGUCACUGCUGUCUCUGGAAGCUCUUGGCUGCAAAGGGAGAGGAUCCUGGGUGUCUCCCUCCUUACAGCCAUCGCCACCUUCUAGUGCCUUAGAAGCCACUGACAGCCCCCAGGGCAGGUGAGCCCUGCAUCUGAAAUAAGGAUCCUGAGGUCUCGUUCAGGACCAUGGAGAGCGGCACCAGCAGUCCUCAGCCUCCACAGACAGAUCUCCUGGAUGCAUUUCCCCAGAAGGGCUUGGAGCCCGGGGACAUCGCGGUGCUGGUUCUGUACUUCCUCUUUGUCCUGGCUGUUGGACUAUGGUCCACAGUGAAGACCAAAAGAGACACAGUGAAAGGUUACUUCCUGGCUGGAGGAGACAUGGUGUGGUGGCCAGUGGGUGCAUCCUUGUUUGCCAGCAAUGUUGGAAGUGGACAUUUCAUUGGCCUGGCAGGGUCAGGUGCUGCUACGGGCCUUUCUGUAUCUGCUUAUGAGCUUAAUGGCUUGUUUUCUGUGCUGAUGUUGGCCUGGAUCUUCCUCCCCAUCUACAUUGCUGGUCAGGUCACCACGAUGCCGGAAUACCUACGGAAGCGCUUCGGUGGUGUCAGAAUUCCCGUCAUCCUGGCUGUACUCUACCUAUUUAUCUACAUCUUCACCAAGAUCUCGGUAGACAUGUAUGCAGGUGCCAUCUUCAUCCAGCAGUCUUUGCACCUGGAUCUGUACCUGGCCAUAGUUGGGCUGCUGGCCAUCACCGCUGUAUACACGGUUGCUGGUGGCCUGGCUGCUGUGAUCUACACGGAUGCGCUGCAGACACUGAUCAUGCUUAUAGGAGCGCUCACCUUGAUGGGCUACAGUUUCGCGGCAGUUGGUGGGAUGGAAGGCCUGAAGGAGAAGUACUUCUUGGCCCUGGCCAGCAACCGGAGCGAGAACAGCAGCUGCGGGCUGCCCCGGGAGGAUGCCUUCCAUAUUUUCCGAGAUCCGCUGACAUCUGAUCUCCCGUGGCCAGGGGUCCUGUUUGGAAUGUCCAUCCCAUCCCUCUGGUACUGGUGCACGGAUCAGGUGAUUGUCCAGCGGACCCUGGCUGCCAAGAACCUGUCCCAUGCCAAAGGAGGUGCUCUGAUGGCUGCGUACCUGAAGGUGCUGCCCCUCUUCAUAAUGGUGUUCCCUGGGAUGGUUAGCCGCAUCCUCUUCCCAGAUCAAGUGGCUUGUGCAGAUCCCGAGAUCUGCCAGAAGAUCUGCAGCAACCCCUCGGGCUGUUCUGACAUCGCGUAUCCCAAACUCGUGCUGGAACUCCUGCCCACAGGGCUCCGUGGGCUGAUGAUGGCUGUGAUGGUGGCGGCUCUCAUGUCCUCCCUCACCUCCAUCUUUAACAGUGCCAGCACCAUCUUCACCAUGGACCUCUGGAAUCACCUCCGGCCUCGGGCAUCUGAAAAGGAGCUCAUGAUUGUAGGCAGGGUGUUUGUGCUGCUGCUGGUCCUGGUCUCCAUCCUAUGGAUCCCUGUGGUCCAGGCCAGCCAGGGUGGCCAGCUCUUCAUCUACAUCCAGUCCAUCAGCUCCUACCUGCAGCCGCCCGUGGCGGUGGUCUUCAUCAUGGGAUGUUUCUGGAAGAGGACCAAUGAAAAGGGUGCCUUCUGGGGCCUGAUCUCGGGCCUGCUCCUGGGCUUGAUUAGGCUGGUCCUGGACUUUAUUUACGUGCAGCCUCGGUGCGACCAGCCAGAUGAGCGCCCGGUCCUGGUGAAGAGCAUCCACUACCUCUACUUCUCCAUGAUCCUGUCCACGGUCACCCUCAUCACUGUCUCCACCGUGAGCUGGUUCACAGAGUCGCCCUCCAAGGAGAUGGUACGUGACAUGACCCCGAAGCAGUCCAAAGUGGCGAAGGCCAUCCUGUGGCUCUGCGGAAUACAGGACAAGGGCAAGGAAGAGCUCCCGGCCAGAGCAGAACCCGUCAUAGUUUCCCUGGAAGAAAACCCCUUGGUGAAGACCCUCCUGGACGUCAACCUUAUUUUCUGCGUGACCUGCGCCAUCUUUAUCUGGGGCUACUUUGCUUAGUGUGGGGUGAACCCGGGGGUUCAAAGGCCGUUUCUCUUCAAUGCUCCAUUUUUUUUAAUGAAAGAAAAAAGAAUAAAGCUUUUGUUUGUUUACCACAA